AUGGAGGUAGCGAAACAGCUAACCUAUGGACUGAACUUAAGACGCUGCCUAAAAAAUGAGGAUUUGAUGAGUUUGAAGAAGGAGAAUCUGAAGCCUCUAAAAAAUAUUUUCAACAUAUCCAAAGGGAACGAUAAAACGAAGGGGGAAGAAAAGGAAUCAAAUGGCAAAGAGAUUAAGGAGAAACAUGAGAGGACAGUCGAAUUGUUGGAUUUUUCUGAAUUCAGUGCUGACCCCAAUUUGGUGGCAAACUAUAUGAAGAGUAAUAAAAUAAACAUUGAGUUUGUGAACUUCACAGGGAGUAUGGUUCCCAUUCGUUUUUUUAAGGACAUUUCAGUGGAGUCAAGUGAAGAAGAGGUCGGGGUAAGCGGAAUACCUACCACAUGGGUGGAAGAGAAGAAGAAGGACGGAGGUACCACCCCCACAAAUGUGGAGAGGAUAACCCUGCCAAGGAAUGAUUACCAAAAGUUGAUGAAUACAAUUAAGAAUACCUUUGGAUUUAAAAGUCCAACGAAUAUUCAGAAGAUUUGUAUCCCCACGAUUAUGAGGGGGUGGAACACCAUUUGCAUUUCUCAGACAGGAAGUGGGAAGACUUGCGCGUUUUUAAUUCCCCUCCUGAUUCGACUAAUUUGUUCAAGCAUAGAGGAGCAGAAGCAACAUCAGGUGGAAAGCGUGGUGGUUGAUUCUGUGUCGAAGGAGAAGGGCCCACAUUCCCUUUCCGGGAAGGAGAACAACCCUGAAUCGGAUGCGGAAGAGAAGAAAAAUUGCACUGCCAUUCGAAGCUUAAUCGUUGUACCGACAAACGAACUGGCUAGCCAGAUAUAUGAUCAAGCAUCCAUCCUGUUUGAGGCGUUUCCACAGUUUGCGGUUCUACACCUAACGAAGGAAGAUCAAGUGAAAGAGGAAGAAUUCAUAGAUGUGUGCAUCUGCACACCGUUAAUACUGAUCCAUCUGAUUGAAACGAAAAAAGUAACCUUGUCCAGAUGUAUGUUCAUCGUGUUUGAUGAGGUGGAUAAAUUAUUUGAGGUUAACUUUUUGGAUCACGUCAAAAAACUGUUAAAAGUAAUUCAGAAACGAAAAAUACAAAAGGUAUUCACCACAGCCACGCUACCAGGUAGAACCCGAUCCUUCAUCAGCACUCUUUGUCCCACUUAUGCAUUGGUAUACUUUGGCCAAAGCAUCAAUUCAGUUAAUAGGAAUGUGAAGCAGGAGUUGCUUUAUGUGAACAACGAGGAGGAAAAGGGUUUGGUGUUGCGGAAUUUGGUUGUGGGGGGCGGUUUGCACAUUCCCGUGUUGGUAUUCGUGAAUGGCGUGGAGAAGGCGAAGAAGGUGCAUGAUACUUUGCGUUGCGCGUUGAGCGGGGUUGCCAGUAUUGGUGCGGAGCACGUGGCGCUCCUCACGUCAGAAAGAACAAAAGAGGAAAGGAUGCAGGUUUUUAAGAAACUCCGGGAAGGACACAUAUGGUAUUUAGUGUGUACCGAUGUCUUGAGCAGAGGCAUCGACGUUCAUGGGAUCGAGACGGUAAUUAAUUACGACGUUUGUUACGAUAAGUACAGCUACAUCCACAGGGUGGGGCGGGCGUGCCGGUCAGAUUCGGAGGGAGGCAAGGCCAUCACCUUUUUCAUGCAACAGGAUGUUAGGCACAUGAAGGAAAUUAUAAAGUUCGUUAAGAGUAGUGGUACGGAGGUGCCGGCCUACCUGCAGAAUUUCCCCUUUAGGGCUUCGCGCGGAUUGGGCUUCCACGCUACGGGUAAGAAGGCUCAUCUGAAGGGGAAGAAGGCUCAUCUGAAGGGGAAGAAGGAUCAUCCGAAAGGGAAGAAGGAUCAUCCGAAAGGGAAGAAGGAUCAUCCGAAAGGGAAGAAGGAUCAUCCGAAAGGGAAGAAGGAUCAUCUGAAAGGGAAGAAGGAUCAUCCGAAAGGAAAGAAGGAUCAUUCGAAAGGAAAGAAAACUAGUGUGAAGGAAAAAAAGUCGGGUUGUAAAGCAAAAAAAUUAGGCUUUAAGGAGAAAAAAUCGAGUAGGAAGAAGGCGUAA
Messenger RNA from Plasmodium knowlesi strain H, 2028 nucleotides. RefSeq names its product ATP-dependent RNA helicase ROK1, putative. Gene Ontology annotation, cellular component: 90S preribosome. The transcript has a single exon. NCBI's taxonomy places the organism in Eukaryota, Apicomplexa, Aconoidasida, Haemosporida, Plasmodiidae. Bases 1 to 2028 code for a protein of 675 amino acids. Gene Ontology annotation, biological process: maturation of SSU-rRNA. Gene Ontology annotation, molecular function: nucleic acid binding; ATP binding. The record is from RefSeq and is a predicted model, not a curated record.